Molecule: messenger RNA, 3489 nt
Organism: Passer domesticus (house sparrow)
Lineage: Eukaryota; Metazoa; Chordata; Aves; Passeriformes; Passeridae
Gene: NAT10
Product: N-acetyltransferase 10
Exons: 28
Coding region: 104-3163 (1019 amino acids)
Biological process (GO): rRNA acetylation involved in maturation of SSU-rRNA
Cellular component (GO): 90S preribosome; nucleolus
Molecular function (GO): tRNA binding; ATP binding; 18S rRNA cytidine N-acetyltransferase activity
Source: RefSeq, a predicted model, not a curated record
CCACGUGGUGCAGCGGGAGCGGGGCCGGGCGGGAGCGCCGGGAGGAGCUCCGGGAAUUGCUCCGGGAACAGCGCCGGGAGGAGCCCCGGGGGGAGCCGCGGCCAUGCAGCGCCGCAAGGUGGACAACCGCAUCCGCGUGCUGAUCGAGAACGGCGUGGCGCAGCGGCGGCGCAGCCUGUUCGUGGUGGUGGGCGACCGCGGCAAGGACCAGGUCGUCAUCCUCCACCACAUGCUGUCCAAGGCCACGGUGAAGGCCAGGCCCUCCGUGCUCUGGUGCUACAAGAAGGAGCUGGGCUUCAGCAGCCACAGGAAGAAGAGGAUGAGGCAGCUCCAGAAGAAGAUCAAGAGUGGAACUCUGAACAUCAAGGAUGAUGAUCCCUUUGAGCUGUUCAUAGCAGCCACAAACAUCCGCUACUGCUACUACAAUGAAACCCACAAGAUCCUUGGGAACACCUUUGGAAUGUGUGUCCUUCAGGAUUUUGAAGCCUUGACUCCAAACCUGCUGGCCAGAACUGUGGAGACAGUGGAAGGUGGUGGAAUUGUGGUGAUUCUGCUGAGAACCAUGAACUCCCUGAAGCAGCUCUACACAAUGACCAUGGACGUUCACUCGCGGUACAGGACAGAGGCCCACCAGGAUGUGGUGGGGAGGUUCAACGAGAGGUUCAUUCUGUCCCUGGCCUCGUGCAAGACGUGCCUGGUGAUUGAUGACCAGCUGAACAUCCUGCCCAUCUCCAGCCACGCUGCCAACAUCACUCCUGUGCCCCCCCAGUCCCAGGAGGAGAGCCUGGGGCCCCAGGACUUGGAGCUGAGGGAGCUGAAGGAGAGCCUGCAGGACACACAGCCUGUGGGAGUGCUGGUGGAUGGCUGCAAAACCCUGGAUCAGGCCAAAGCAGUUCUAAAAUUCAUUGAGGCCAUUUCUGAGAAGACCCUGAGGAGCACUGUGGCAUUAACAGCAGCCAGGGGACGAGGGAAAUCUGCUGCUUUGGGGCUGGCCAUUGCUGGAGCAGUGGCUUUUGGUUACUCCAAUAUCUUUGUCACAUCUCCCAGCCCUGACAACCUUCACACUCUCUUUGAGUUCAUAUUUAAAGGCUUUGAUGCACUGCAGUAUCAGGAGCACCUGGACUAUGAGAUUGUUCAGUCCUUAAAUCCAGAGUUCAACAAGGCAGUGGUCAGAGUGAAUGUGUUCAAGGAGCACAGGCAGACUAUCCAGUACAUCCACCCUGCUGAUUCUGUGAAGCUGGGCCAGGCUGAGCUCGUGGUGAUCGACGAAGCUGCUGCCAUUCCCCUGCCCCUGGUGAAGAACCUGCUGGGCCCUUACCUGGUGUUCAUGGCUUCCACCAUCAACGGGUACGAGGGCACCGGGCGGUCGCUGUCCCUGAAGCUCAUCCAGCAGCUCCGCCAGCAGAGCGCCCAGAGCCAGGUGACCCUGACAGCAGAGAACAAGUCCACAGCCACUGCCAAGCUCACCUCAGCUCGCACGUUGCACGAGGUGUCCCUGCACGAGUCCAUCAGGUACGCCCCUGGGGACCCCGUGGAGAAGUGGCUGAAUGACCUGCUGUGCUUGGACUGCCUCAACAUCACCAGGAUCAUCUCUGGCUGCCCUCUGCCAGACACCUGUGACCUAUACUAUGUAAACAGAGACACACUCUUUUGUUACCACAGAGCAUCAGAAGUUUUCUUGCAGAGGCUGAUGGCCCUCUAUGUGGCUUCACACUACAAGAACUCCCCCAAUGACCUCCAGAUGCUCUCUGAUGCCCCUGCCCAUCAUCUCUUUUGCCUUUUGCCUCCCGUUCCACCCACCCAGAAUUCGUUACCAGAAGUCCUGGCUGUUGUUCAGGUGUGCAUGGAGGGAGAGAUCUCCCGCCAGUCCAUCAUGAACAGCCUCUCCAGGGGAAAGAAAGCCUCUGGUGAUCUUAUUCCCUGGACCAUUUCAGAGCAGUUCCAGGAUCCGGAUUUUGGGGGCCUGUCCGGCGGGCGCGUCGUUCGCAUCGCGGUUCACCCGGAUUACCAGGGGAUGGGCUAUGGCAGCAGAGCCCUGACUUUGCUGCAGAUGUACUAUGAAGGCAAAUUCCCAUGUUUGGAAGAAGAAGCAGUACAAAAACCAAAAGAAAUCACAACUGUGAGCAGUGAGACUGUUGGUUUAUUAGAAGAGGUUGUGACACCCCGGAAGGAUUUGCCUCCUUUGCUGCUCAAACUGAGUGAGAGACAAGCUGAGCACCUGGACUAUCUCGGGGUGUCUUACGGCCUGACACCCAAACUGCUCAAGUUUUGGAAGCGUGCUGGGUUUGUGCCUGUUUAUCUGAGGCAGACCCCUAAUGACCUGACAGGGGAGCAUUCCUGCAUCAUGCUGAAGAUGCUCAAUGAAGAGGACUCUGAGCAGGAACCUUGGCUCACUGCCUUCUGGAAAGAUUUUAGGAGACGCUUCCUUUCCCUGCUUUCCUACCAGUUCAGCACCUUCUCUCCCUCCUUGGCACUGAAUAUUCUACAGAACAAAAAUAUCAAACAGCAGCCCCAAGCACCCAUCAGCCGUGCGGAGCUGGAGUCAGCCUUCAUCCCGUACGACCUGAAGAGGCUGGAGAUGUACUCCCGCAACAUGGUGGACUACCACCUCAUCAUGGACAUGGUUCCCAGCCUGGCCAGGAUGUUCUUCCUCAGCCAGAUGGGGGACAUCUCCCUCUCUGCUGCACAGUCGGCCCUUUUCCUAGGGAUCGGCCUGCAGCAUAAAUCUCUGGACCAGCUGGAAAAGGAGCUGGAACUGCCCAGCAGUCAGCUGAUGGGGCUCUUCAACAGGAUCAUCCGCAAAGUAGUGCAGCUGUUCAACACAGUCCAGGAAAAAGCUGUGGAGGAGCAGAUGGCAGCAACAAAGGAUGUUGUGAUGGAGCCAACGCUGAAAUCUUUAAAUGACGAUUUGGAGGAGGCUGCAAAGGAAUUCCAAGAAAAGCACAAGCAGGAGGUGAUGAAGCUCAAGGAGAUGGACCUUACACAGUACAUUAUCCGGGGGGAUGAUGAGGAGUGGAACGAGGUGCUGAGCAAGGCAGGACAGAACGCUUCCGUCGUCAGCUUGAAAAGUGAGAAGAAAAGAAAACUAGAAACAGCACGUGGACCUAAGCAACAGAAGAAAUUUAAGAAGAUUAAAGAUCUAAAGCAGAAGAGGAAAAAAUGACUUAAAAGCCAAUCAAUGAACUUGAAUGAACAAGUGCUGGGGCUGUACUUCAGAAGCCCUGUUCUCCUCUAAAGCAAGAGACUAUUUUGGAGGGAAGAAAAAUCCUUAGAGGCAUUUUUCAAGUGUUUGUAUUGUGGGAAGAGCAUUGUUCAAGUGUUUGUGUGAAGAUUUAUAUGAAGGGUGACUGCAGAGUGUGAGUGAGGAACUGGAAUGCACUGGGAUGUGAUGAAGGUGCUUGAGCAACUCCAACAUUCCCAUCCAAGGGGACAGAUCUGUAAACUUCCUGCAUCUUAAUGGUUCUAUUAAACAAGAAUUUGGACAACAAA